This is a messenger RNA of Aphanomyces invadans, 2340 nucleotides long. RefSeq lists its product as hypothetical. Lineage: Eukaryota; Oomycota; Saprolegniomycetes; Saprolegniales; Verrucalvaceae. Gene Ontology annotation, molecular function: zinc ion binding; protein binding. The transcript is spliced from 3 exons. The record is from RefSeq and is a predicted model, not a curated record. Bases 1 to 2340 code for a protein of 779 amino acids.
AUGCGAGAAGCCGCCCAACGGUCCCUGGAACAUAAACGGUGCUCGGAAAUGGAGAUGGAAGACGAGCACUCGCGACUCGCGGCAAUUUGGCUUCAGAACGAGGAAAAGCGGGAAAUGGAGGCGAGACGUAAAGCAGAAGACGAUAAACUCCUGGUCCUCCUCGCUGCUGCGCGAAGAAGUGCUAAAUCUGCAGGAGCCUGUCUCUCGACACCCGGCCUAAAGGGGCUCGAGCGACUGGCCGAGCUUACAGCCCGCGUGGUUGCCGUGGAAGAAGAGACACAAAAAAAGCGAGCCGACAUCGCGGCCAAGCUCCGUUUGCGGUACAGCAUUAAGCGCGCUCGGGCCGUUAUUGGAAACCACGUCGAGCAACACACGUCAGAUUUGAUGCACACGGCGAUUCUAGAACAGAAGUGGGAUACAAUGCUGCACUUGGUGGCUGUGGGCGGCAUCUCUCCCGAUUUUGAGGCUACCCACAGUGGGUUCACGCCGCUCAUCAUGGCAAUGGCGUGGCGCAAGCCUUCCGUGGCGCGGCGGCUCCUGGACGCAGGUGCUUCUAUCGACUUUGAAUCGGCGCAUGGAAGGACUGCCCUCACCGCGGCGAUUCUUGCGGACGAUAUCGACAGUGUUCGGCUGUGCAUUGCACGAGGCGCCGAUCUUUCCCGAGAAUCUCGUACGACGGGGGUCACCCCGCUGCUCUUGGCUGUCGACAAAGGCCGGUCACCCCACGUGCGCGUACUUUUGGAAGCCCAUGUCGAUCCAAAUGCUGCCAAUUCCGACGGCAUCACGCCUCUCAUCCAAGCCACGUUAUCCCAGCAAACUGCUGUCGCGAAGAUUCUCUUCCACCACGGCGCGUCGCUGUCAACUCGAGGGAAAGACGACCGGACGUGCAUCGAGUGGGCGCGGCGGUGCAUGUUCCAUGACUUUGCAGACACUUUGGAAUCGCUCAAUUUUGAAGUCGGGUUGGCCAAGGAUAGCACGGACGGCGACGACCCACUUCACAACCAUGACGCGACGGUGGAUGACCAAGAUGUGGCAGUCGUGAUCCGCCUCGUGGAGCGCGGUGUUGUCGGUCCGAAUGCAGAAUCGGCAGCAGGAUGGACACCGCUUCUUGUGGCGUGCGCACGCGGCACGCUCGCCCAAGUCCAGACACUGCUGGCGCUCGGUAGCAUUGCGGUCCAUCCGAAUCGGCGAGGCCGGACACCGCUCGUGGCGGCUUGUGAACGAGGCGCCGCGGACAUGAUCACGUGUCUCGUCAACGCAGGAGCGAGCUUUGCGGUCGUCGACUGCCACGGCAAGGAUGCUUUUCACGCCCUCGUCGAGUAUCCUGAGCUGGUGCAGCUUUGGACCGCCGUUCGCAGCCAGUUCCGACCGACUGUUGCGCUGGGCGUCCCGACGCGCGCCGGGAUCGCCCUCGCGGUGGUGGCACACGCUGUGCCCAUGCACCAAACGACAAUCCCAGACACAACUUCCAUCGAUGUUCCGCCGGCAACCACUCUGACGUCCCCCGAGGAUAACGGCGACGAUGACGAACGGCGGAACUGGCAGACUCAACGCACUCAACUGCGUCGCAAUCGCGCGAAACUCAUGCCGUUCUACGAAGAGCGCGAAAAGAUUUUCCGCGCGCAGCAGCGCGGCCGACGGCAUGCAGUCAGCGUCCCAACGCGCGAUCCGAACGCCGGUCCACCACCGAAAGCGCGGCUCUGCGAGAACUGCCUCGGCGUUCGCGCGACAGUAGUGUGCGUCAAGUGCAUCAUGGCGUUCUGCGAUCGAUGCCUCAUGGAGCGGCAUUACGGACCCGCAUACCACCACCACGAAACGAUGCCACUGGACAAGGACGUGGGGGUGCACCUCCGUCCUGUCGUUGAUGAUCACACCGCGAUGCACGUCGCUGCAAACGUUGAGCGGUGCAAGCUUGCGCUCGCCGGGAUUGCCAAGACUUUUCCGCAGACGGUCCAGCGGCAGCCGUCCAACCAAUGUUCAUUACUACUGGAAGACGAAGAUGGCGAUAUUCGGGCGAGGAAGCAGGCCGACAAGCGCGCCGCCGACGCCAAACGCCGCGACGCCAUCAUGAACAUGGAUGUCCCGCGGGUGGCCGCCACGCGAUGCGAAGAGCGAGGUGAUCGGUUGUUUGCUACGCCGUCCGAGCUCUUCCUCGCGCGCAAUAUGAUGCAGCGUGAGAAGUGGGACAAAGCCAUUGCGCUGUUUGCAGCUGCCCAUGCCAUUCAAGUGGAUGCGUUCGGUCCGCUGCACCCCCGUGUGGGCCACACAUUGCUGGACAUGGCUGCUGCGUCCAAGGUAGUGCGCGCGCCGAAAAACCGACGCAUGACCCAAGUGAACUAG